CUGCGUGCUUCCCAACACUAUCCGUCUAUUUGAAAACAAAAAUAUUCUUAGAUGCGCUUAAUUUAUGUAAUUUCUGAGGAUAAAUGGCUCUCACGAAGGUCUACGAUGCUGCCACAGUGUUCAAGCACUUAAACGGCAUUCUAAAUGUGUAUAAACCGGCCGGCAUGAAGGUAAAACACGUGCGCAAUGCCAUUAUCGGCAAUAUUUGCAAGGGCCUUAACGAAAUGGAGCAACGGGAGCCUCGUAAAUUGCCGGAGGACAGACCCCUUCUGGGGACAGGCACCGCCGCCGACCACGUGCUGCACAACAUAGCCAGCCAGACGGAUCUGUCGGACCACGUUCUGUCCGCCGGUCCGCGGUACCUGCCGCGGGACCUGAUCUGCACCACAGUAUCCAGCCUGGGCGAACACACCAGCGGCGUUUUGCUCUUGGGCAUCAACAGGGGAACGGGUCAGUCCAUCAGCAUUCGGAAGAACCGACCUGUGCGAGUCUACCACAUCACGGGCCGCCUGGGCAGCGCCACGGAGACCCACCUGCCAGACUCACGGGUCACUGUGCGCUCCAACCACCGACACGUUUCGGCGGACAGAAUCAGCGGCCUGGCCUCCUCCAUGCAGGCCUCGCAUCAGCGCAAGAUGUUCGAACUCUGCGGCGUCGAUCUGCAGACCCAGGAGGCCUAUGAGCUGGCCUGCAAGGGCCUUCUUCGUCCCGCAGACGACAGCCAGCCCGUUGUCUAUGGCAUCAAACUGAUACAGUUCGAGCGGCCGCACUUCACGCUGGAAGUGCAUGCCAUCAACGAGACGCAGGAGUACCUGGCCAUGCUCAUCAAUGACAUGGCCUUGGAGCUCCGCACCGUGGCGCACUGCUCCCAGCUGCGCUGCGUGCGGCACGCCCACUUCGAUGUGCGUGACAGUCUGUUGAGACACGCCUGGCACUUGCCCGGAAUCGUCAAGAACCUGCGCCAGCAGCGUGACAUCCUUCGAGCGCACCCACAACUGCUGCGACAGCCGCGAGUCGAGCUGCAAGCUGCACAGUAAUUUAAGGAUCAAUCAUUUGUUAUAUGUAAAUAAAUGUAGGUUUUAACGAAA
Drosophila elegans is the source of this 1088-nucleotide messenger RNA. Its product is annotated as mitochondrial mRNA pseudouridine synthase Trub2. NCBI's taxonomy places the organism in Eukaryota, Metazoa, Arthropoda, Insecta, Diptera, Drosophilidae. Gene Ontology annotation, molecular function: pseudouridine synthase activity; RNA binding. The coding region runs from base 84 to 1037 and encodes 317 amino acids. Gene Ontology annotation, biological process: pseudouridine synthesis; RNA processing. The transcript is spliced from 3 exons. The record is from RefSeq and is a predicted model, not a curated record.